CACCCUGUAUAUAUUUAUUUGAACGAACAUCCAACGCUGAGGCAGUCACUUUGGAAAAUUCAACAACUCCUGCGGAUCCCGUUCCUACUGAAACAGCUGUUGAACUUCAAGACCUUCAGUCAGCUCCACUAAUACCUAAAUCGGAAUCCGUUCUUGAUCCAACAGACUUGAGUGAUACAUCAGAAAGCGAUGCCGAAAAACAUGGAUUGAAAAUAAAUAUACGGAGUACUAUAGUCUGUACUUCCUUGCAUGAAGGUCGGCAAGUCACCAAAGCAACAUUGCCUAUCCACAUCGACCAACUGUUUACUUUGCUGUUUACAAACUCGAAAUUCUUCUUAGAUUUUCAUACUGCUCGCAAAACCACUGAUUUAAUACAAUCUGCAUGGACGCAAAACAGUCAAACUGAUCAAAAGAUGAGAACACUUUCGUUUACAAUAGCUUUGACUCAGGCUAUUGGUCCAAGGACUUGUCAAGUUACAGAAACACAGGUGAUGUUACCAUGCAGUAGACCGGGUCAUCUUUAUUGUAUUGAUGUAGAAAGUAUUAAUGCUGGUAUACCUUAUGCAGAUUCCUUCAGUGUUUUAACGCAUUAUUGUAUGAAUAAUAUUUCUGAAAACGAAACAAGUCUUACGAUUUUCUCGCAAAUUAAGUAUAAAAAGAGUGUGUGGGGUUUUAUGAAAAGUGUGAUUGAGAAGAAUUGUUGGGCAGGUUUAGAAGAGUAUUUCAAUAGUUUAGUGAAAGCUUUAACAGUAGAGUGCGAAGAAGGUAGUAUAAGCGGAGGUUUGAAGAGAAAAACAAGAAAAAGACGCCGCGCAACAGGAGUAGCCGCUACAUUGCAAACACAUCCUUCCGAACAUAUAUCUGCAAAUCAUCAAAUUUCUCCUUCCAUUUUACCACACGUUCAUGCUGUUACUACUAGAAGCGAUACUAAUAUAAUUAUUAGUUCGAUGCUACUGGUUGCUGUAUUGUGUUUAAUGGUAAUUAACGGUUUGUUGUAUUAUAAAUUAUGGGGAUUGGAAGAAGCCGCUGCAUAUACUAUCAUGGAUUUACAUGUACUCAAAAAUACACCAAAGACUGAAGAGGAUUGGAUUAGUCUUUUGCAACAACAAGAAAGUUUGCACAAUGUAGAAAUGAGAAAAUGGCAAAGAGUUUUGCAUACAGCUGCACAAUUACUUAGACAAACAGAGGAAUCUUUAACGGAACUACAAAUGAGUAUCCAUCCCACUGCAACGGAAAAAAUGUUCUCAGUAUUAAAGCCAAGUUUAAAUAGUAUCAAUGCACAUACAGAACGGCGGAGCAAAUCAGAAAUGUAAAAAUCUAUAUAAUUAAAAGAAAACAAAUUUUACGAUUACACAAUAUCGAAAUGUUUAUAUUAAGUCUUCAUAUAAACAAGACCAUCUGUGUUGUGUAAAAGAUUGCACAUUAUAUUUGUGUGUUUUAUUAUUGUAUUAAUUAUUUUCUAAGUCGUCGAUAAAUGUACAUUACAUGUACAGUUUAAUUAAUUAUAGCGGCUUUUAUAUUAAUAGCGUUACGGCAAAUUUAAACUUGCUUUAUAUAUAGGCGUUGUGAAAAAUGAUAUGUUAUAAAUAUAGUAAAAAUGGUAAUUAUUAUACAGUUUGGCUAAUUCACUUUAAAUAUUGACAGAUGUUUGCUUGAGUUGUCACAUUUAAAAAAUAAAGUGUAACAAACCAUGUUAAUUUUCAGAGACACGGUUUGAAAUACGCUUGAUAUAUUUGGGAUUACACUGUUCAAUACAUUUUUGGGACCUCAAUAAAGAAAGUAUUUUCUAGUAGAUUUUUAGUAGCUGAAAACGAAUUCGGCGGCGAAAAUAGCCUACCACGUCAGGUUUUCGAGAAAAUUGAGAUUACAUGUGCCAAAACUGGCGUUUUUAGCUAAACUUAUCAUUUUUUUGCAAUAAACUAAAUUUUUUUGCAAUU
Pseudomyrmex gracilis is the source of this 1937-nucleotide messenger RNA. Its product is annotated as GRAM domain-containing protein 1B-like. The annotation marks the transcript as partial. Gene Ontology annotation, biological process: intracellular sterol transport. The transcript has 9 exons. Gene Ontology annotation, molecular function: sterol binding; sterol transfer activity. The record is from RefSeq and is a predicted model, not a curated record. Gene Ontology annotation, cellular component: endoplasmic reticulum membrane; plasma membrane; endoplasmic reticulum-plasma membrane contact site. Lineage: Eukaryota; Metazoa; Arthropoda; Insecta; Hymenoptera; Formicidae.